UCGAUUAUAGCAACUCAAUUUGCUGCUACAAACGCGUUUUUUUUUGUUGUACAAAUCUAAAAUACACGAAUAGAAUUAGUUUCGAGCUCAUUGUUACCACCUCCAUACGCUUUAGAUAGUUUUAAUACAACUUUCCAGUGAAAAAUUGAAAAAUAAUCAAAGACCUCGCCACUCCACGGGCGUGAGCGUGACGACGACGGGAGAGUAAAAAAAAAAAACCGAGGAGGUAACGAGCAAAUCGGAAGAAAAAAAGCAUAAAAUCAAAUACCAAUAGAAGCGUACGCAUACAUGCAACAAAAGUCAGCAAGUCGAGUUUAAAAGAGCUGCGAAAAUUUCGCAAAGUGCAACCACAGGAAAAAAAAAUAGCAACAGGAAGGAGCAUACGCGGCAUCAUUCACAAAUCGAUUGCAACAACCGAGCAUAACAAACAGCGAUGUAUGCCGGAGCAUAUGCACCCAACACUGGCGGCGUACAGCAGCACACAGGAGGCGGCUACUACGGUAACGGGGCCGUGGCCGGAGCUGGCGUCGGCACUGGUCAGCGUCGCGACCGCCUUUGUUAUCCACGCAACAACUUUGCCGGUGCUGGCAGCGGGUCCGCAUCACUGAACGGAGCUGCUGGGGCGGCUGGCAGCAUGCACUUCAGUCAGCACUACGGCGUGAUGGCCUACGGCAUACAGAGCGGCAUCAGUAUGGGUGGCAGUGCUGCCGGGAACGGAGGCAAUCCGUAUCGCGGUGGAAAUACCGUACAGAAUGGUGGUGCCUUUGGCAAUGGCGUGGCUGGCGGCGGCGCCGGCUACCAAGGCGGCCUGCACGGAAAGAGUCCCAACUAUACACAACGCUACCAGAAGCCGCACAACGGCGGCCUGGGCAACGGGGGCGGUGGUGGUGGCUAUCAGGCCGGCGGCUAUAACGCCGCGGCACUGGGCAUGCUCUCCAAAGAGGAGCGUGCCGAAAUCCAGCGCGAGAAGGCCAAGAAUCCGGGCCGCAAUCUGGUCAAGCCCAAGUGGGAGCAGCUGGCGCCCUUCCCCAAGAACUUUUACGUCAUCCACCCGAAUACGCUGAACAUGUCGGAGCAGGCGGUGGCCGAGCUGCGCGGCGAGCUGGAGAUAACUGUCUCUGGCAAUGAACUGCCCCAUCCGGUGGCCAAUUUCGAGGAGUGCUCGUUGCCGUCGCACGUCAUCGACGAGAUGAAGCGACAGGGCUUCACCAAGCCCACCGCCAUCCAGUCCCAGGGCUGGCCCAUCGCCCUCAGCGGGCGCGACCUGGUCGGCAUUGCACAGACCGGGUCGGGCAAGACGCUGGCCUACAUGCUGCCGGCCAUUGUGCACAUUGGCAACCAGCCGCCGAUACUGCGCGGCGAGGGACCCAUCGCCCUGGUGCUGGCACCCACUCGGGAGCUGGCCCAGCAGAUACAGUCGGUGGUGCGUGACUACGGCCACCUGUGCAAGCCGGAGAUCCGUCACACUUGCAUCUUCGGUGGCUCCUCGAAGGUGCCGCAGGCCCGCGACCUAGAGCGCGGCGUUGAGGUUAUUAUUGCCACGCCGGGACGGCUGAUCGACUUCCUGGAGAAUCGCAACACCAAUCUGGCCCGCUGCACCUACCUGGUGCUGGACGAGGCCGAUCGCAUGCUCGACAUGGGCUUCGAGCCGCAAAUCCGCAAGAUUAUCGAACAGAUCCGACCCGAUCGACAGGUGGUCAUGUGGUCCGCCACCUGGCCCAAGGAGGUGCAGGCCCUGGCCGGUGAUUUCCUCAACGACUACAUCCAGAUCAACAUUGGGUCGAUGAAUCUCUCGGCCAACCACAACAUUCACCAGAUCGUCGAGAUCUGCACAGAGAUGGAGAAGCCUCAACGCAUGGUGAGGCUGCUCAAGGAGAUCGCUCCGACCACCAACAAUUCGUCCAAUAGUGGCAACAAGAUCAUCAUAUUUGUGGAGACCAAGAUCAAGGUGGAGGACAUACUGCAGAUCAUACGCACCGAGGGCUACACUGCCACUUCGAUCCAUGGGGACAAGACGCAGAAUGAGCGCGAUUCGGUGCUGAAGGAUUUCCGCAACGGCAAGUCCAACAUAUUGAUUGCCACAGAUGUGGCAUCGCGCGGCCUCGAUGUCGAGGAUCUGCAGUAUGUGAUCAAUUACGAUUAUCCAAACUCGUCCGAGAAUUAUGUGCAUCGCAUCGGACGUACCGGUCGCUGCCAGCAGCUGGGCACCGCCUACACCUUUUUCACGCCCGACAAUGCCAAGCAGGCGCGUGAACUCAUCUCGGUGCUGGAGGAGGCGGGUCAGACGCCCUCACAGGCGCUGCUCGAUCUUGCACGCUCGAUGCCCAGUUCGGGCAACUAUCGGGGCAACAAGCGCUGGAACAGCACCGGCAACAGCUCUGGCGGCGGCACUGGUGGCGGCUACAACAACGGUGUCUAUCAGCAGCGUGGCAAUCCGCUCAACUAUCAGGCCGGUGGUGGGUACAACAACAAUCGCGGUGGUGCCGCAACCGGUGGCUAUCAGCAGUAUGCCGCUGGCGGCAACGGUUACCAACAGAAUGGAAUCAGCGGCGGCAACUGGAAUCGCAUGAACCAGCUGGGACAGGAUGGCGGCAACCGUAACGGCAGCACUUACCGCCCGCGCGCCCCCUUCAACAGUGGGGGACCGCGUGCGAUUAUGGGACACCAGGGCGGUGGCGCUGGUGGUCCAGGCGGUGGCAGCCCACAGCCGCAUUUGGGCCAGCAGGGCGGACCCUUCAUACAGCAGGCAUUUCGCAGUCGCGGCCAGUUCGUGCCGCAGAAUGCCGCCACCGGAGGUAUGCCGCCGCGAUUCCAGCAGUUCCCCAAGCGCGACUACCAGCAGCACUAUCAGCAACAGCAGCAGCAACAGGCGGGCCAGCAGCAGAAGAGUCCUAAGGAUGAGAAGUAUGCACAGCAGCCAGCUACAGUGGCCGCUUCCAUGGUGCACUAUACGCCGACCAACUCGCCGCCGAUUGCGACCGUGACAGCAGCCGCAGCUGCGGUGGCUGGACGCGCAACCGUGUCCGCUGGCCCGGCGGCUGCUUACAUGUACGACGCCAAUGGUGUGCUGACCACCACCGCUGCUCCGGGCACCAAUCCGUAUGCCAAUCAGUUCAGCAUGCCGGCCACCUACUAUACGGCCCAGCAUCACCAGUUCACGGCGACCGUGGCCGGUCCGGGACCGGGUCCGGCAGCUACCAUCGAGCAGGCGGGUCAGCAUUAGGACUGCCCUGUGAUGCCCCAGCCCACCAACAUAACAGCCGUAAGAAUGACACCAAUAAUUAAUAGCAGCAGCAACAACAACAACAACAACAACGGACACAAAACGGCAAGAAUUACUGAAGGAAGGGAAGAAAAAAGAAAAAGAAUGAAAUUUGCAGGACGAGAAGAAAGAGCACGAACGAGAGAGCACACGCUAAUCGCCGCUACUCCACCACACCACACCACACCACACACUCGAUAAAUAGAUGAGAUCGUUCGAUCGGACCAUUUUGGUUUUGUCUCUCAAUCUUAGUUCCAUCUCUGUCUCACACCAACCACCUAAUCAUAUGCAAUGUUGGCAAACAGUUUACAUACAAUCAGACAAAACAAACCAAACGUACAAACAUAUACAAUAUACAUUGUAAGUGGCAGGAUCAGCCUGCAGCUGCUGCAGCCCGACAACAUCAACACAACGGGCAGGCGCAACAGGAGCCAUUGCCUACAGCAGCAGCAGCAGCAACAACUGGAGCAGCAAACAGGAGCAACAUCUGAGAGCAGCAGCAGCACUUUAUCAUCGCCAUGCCAUCCUCGACCUCCAUGAUGAGGUAACGAAUCAAAAGAUUAAACAAAAAGAUCAAGAGUGACAGAACGUUGAUAAAUAUUAGUUAUAGUUUCCCCACACUCGCAUGUUCUUUUGAAUGCUUUGGAACGCUCGGUUAAGUAGGGUUUUUACUUUUCGGAACACAGCACAGCAGACGCGAAUCUAAAACAAAAAAUUAUACACAAAAUUAUUCUUUAUUUUUUUUUUAAUGUGUAAACCAAAACCAAACCUACACAAAACACACAACACACACACACACACACGCACACAGUUAUACCGUUAAUUACAAGAGUGAUAUUCAUGUAUAAUCAUGUAACAAAAGAAACAAAAAUACCAUAAAAAUUAAUUUUUUAAAGACUUUUCAUAUGAUGGAAGGGGGGAACUCCCCUGGAGUCCUCCUUUCAAAACCGAUUUGGUUGGUUAGGAAAAAAUUAACGGUUUGCUUCUAAACAAAAAAUAAAUGCCACCAAUAAAAUAAAUAGUGUGUUCUUUGCAACAAACACAAAACAAAAUUUGCAACAACAAAAAAACACAAACAAUUACAACAAAAUGAAAACCGAUCGAAAAAUUCGACAAAAAAUAAUGCAAGCUAGCUAGCUAGGGACAUACAUAUUUUGGCCAACAAAUAAUAAAAAAAAAAAAUUAUAAUAAUAAUAAUAACAAAAUGAAAUGAAAAUAAACCCGAAACGAAUUUGGCCAAAGGUUGAGGACAAGCAGCGCUGCUUUGGUAAAAAGUAUGUAGAACAAAAAACGAAACCAGAAACCAGCAAAGAAAUGGAUAAUACACAACAAAAUCGAAAGAAAUACACACACACACAUACAUGUACACCAAAACGCACGCAUAUUACGGUUAUCGUUUAGUUUCCGUUUAGUUUUUGACGGCAUAUUCAUAUAAAGAAAUUAUUAUGCCAAAUGCCCCCGAUUCAAGCUUGAUUUAAAUGAUGAAGAUUGCAACACAACAAAAAUACUCAUUUUUGAAACGAAUUCGAUUGCCGAACCAAACCCCAAACCCCAA
Molecule: messenger RNA, 4817 nt
Organism: Drosophila obscura
Lineage: Eukaryota; Metazoa; Arthropoda; Insecta; Diptera; Drosophilidae
Gene: mahe
Product: ATP-dependent RNA helicase dbp2
Cellular component (GO): nucleus; cytoplasm; ribonucleoprotein complex
Molecular function (GO): RNA helicase activity; RNA binding; ATP binding
Source: RefSeq, a predicted model, not a curated record